This is a messenger RNA of Aspergillus heteromorphus CBS 117.55, 775 nucleotides long. RefSeq lists its product as uncharacterized. The record is from RefSeq and is a predicted model, not a curated record. Lineage: Eukaryota; Fungi; Ascomycota; Eurotiomycetes; Eurotiales; Aspergillaceae. The coding region runs from base 1 to 717 and encodes 238 amino acids. The transcript has 3 exons.
AUGAAAGAAGACUCAAGUGGCUUCUGCGGGCGUUUAGCCUUGCCCCCGGUGAUACCGGAACUGGAAUUCCAGGAACCGUGGGUGCGAGUUGGAAUCCGACGACACCAGGAACCGGAAACGUUUGUUGAAGGCAGCGAAUCAGUAUGUUUGGUCUCGACCGGUUAUGAGUCUGUGUGGAUGCGCGUCGACACAGGACAUCCGAAGUACGUCAAUGCGUGGGAGAAGAUUGCGCCUGACAGGGACAUGAUCUUUGCUCCGUCGCUUGAACAGCAAUCGGCAAAGUACGACGUCAUCUCAACUCAGUACACUGUCGUCAACGAUUACCUACAACGACAAUUCUCGGACUUUGAGACUCGGAUGACUCAGUGGCGUGCGGAACACAUCGAGUGGGAGUCCUCAGAAUGGAACAACACCUCCGCAUUUAUCGACAAGUACAUCAAAGGAGUCAUGACUCCUGCCUCGGAACGCCCAGCGGAUGAGGCCGAUGAUGGAUAUUCUCAGCGUCAGGGGGAUAUCCGCCGAGUGUGUCGACCGGUAGACGCUUUAGAACGGAUGGCGACGAUGAAGUCGGACAGAACCCGUUACGGCCCUAUAUCGCCAGAGGUUUCUGCUGGGUUCGAUGAGCCGACAAAGCCAAUUGAGGAUCCUGGUGUUCAGAACGCGGAUAAACGGGUUGUUGAUCUAACGAGGGAAUUUUGGGGCUUGGUUGAGGUUUGAUGCGUCGGCUUGUAUAGAAUUAUUAGCCAGCUUUGCUUGGCUAUGAGCACGUACCUAG